GUUUCCUUUUGCGCUGCCCAAGCCCUCUGUCUCUCUCUCUCUAUAUACAUAUAAAUAGUCUGCAGCAAGGAAAAAUACGAAAAAAAAAGUGGGAGUUAUCCUCAUCAUUCAUCAGACAUGGCUUCUUUUGAAAGCUUGUUCUCAAGACCCCCAAACCCAGCCCUUGACAAAAACAUGACAGACUCUGAGCAUGCAGGGGAUGAAAGGUCGAGUAAUAUUAUGUAUCUAUGUAUUCUAUCAUUGUGUCUAACUGUAUGGGGGGGAUUGAUAUGGGGGCAGGGGGGGGAGAAUGCAUGGUAUCCGGUCUAAGGUAAAGAAAGGUCUGUUGUAAAAAGAGAAAAAAAAAAAUGUGUUCUGUGUUGUGAUGGAAAAGAGCUGGAGAUGAUAAAAAAAAAAAGGCUCCGUGCAUUGUAAUGCUGUGAAUCAGGGCUGGCAAAGAGGGUAGAGGAUCCCAGCAGUAAUUGUAGAAUUACUACCCCUUUUGCUAGGUUGGCAGAGGAUCAUGGGAGUUGUAGUUCUAAAAGAACAGGAGAUUUAUUUUUUUUUUUUCCCUCUUGGCCAGCUCAUGCAGUAUUAUUUGUUGGAUAGGUCUUGCAUGCUUGCAGUGAUAUUUGCUGCACCCUCCCAGUACAUUCUAUCCUCUGCCUGUGCAUUCUAAUAGAUCCCAUGGUAGAACCCAGCCGAGAGAGCUCCUCCCCUGCUUGGUUCCUCCAAACUGUCCCAGAUUUAGGUUUAGCAUCACCUUACCACUGUUGCCCUACAAUUCACUACUUGACAAAAUGGCUGGAGCACUCUGAUCCUGCAGGGGCACCCCUUGGUUAAUCGCGUGUUGUCCGUUUUUUGUCUUACAUUUGAGGGAUAUUUGAAACCACCACAUCUGGGAACUCAUGCUCAUGAGUAUGACAUACUGCUGGGCAGUGUUAAUCUGGAGAGAAUGCUCAAAACCUAAAUAUAGGAGACCCAAUGUGCACGUCAAUGGACGCAAUGUGUGUCAAGUCCUUUAGUAGAAGCAUAGCUAGAAGUUGUUUGUUUUUUUUUAACAGUCAUGCAGACAGUCACUAGGGGCCUUGGACUAAGAUUCAAUAAUUGAAUCUAUUUUGAGUACGUAUGCCAGAUGUUGGAUGUGCAUCCACUGCAUUUCCAUGAGAAGCAUUAGAUUGGUGGAUCGCAGCAAUGUAUGUCCAGAAAACUUAUUUAUGAGAAGUCAUCAAUAUUGUUGAAUUCACCAUGGGAGGCUUGGGCUACAGUGAGGAAUUAGUCCUGGUGGUAGGACAACUGCAAGGUUAAUUGUUUUUAUUUUGAAGGAGAAAAAAUGGAGGCCGUGUAUUCUUAUAUAUUAACGGAACACUCCUAACACCAUAACUCCCCCAUAUGUAAGUUAAGUUGUCAGACAAUGGGGUUUACUGUGCACCGUUCUCCAAUUCUUUGCAGGACCCAAGAUUCAUAUUAGUCUAAAGUGGUUUGACUACUUACAUUUUAGACUGGAUACUCCUUCACCAUAACAGCUAUAGCACUGUGUAGUGGUUAUGGUGUUCUUUUAAAGGAACACUCCACACAAACAUGCCUGCAUUUUCUUUGUCAGUACAUGAAAAAACAACUUGCAAAAGCUCCAGCUAAGCUGUCCUGCAGCCUUUGCCACUUACAAGCCAUCCUUGAAACAAGCUUUCACUUUGUACUGGUGAAUUCAUCAAAAGUAGGUUUCUCAUUAAGAAGUCUCUGUGUUGGAGGCGCGAGCACGUACGUGAUUGCUUUCCAAUGCUUUUCAAUGAGCUGCCUUAAAGGGACACUAUAGUCACCAGAACAACUACAGCUUAUUGAAUUUGUUCUGGUGAGUAGAAUCAUUACCUUCAGGCUUUUUGCUGUAAACACUGUAUUUUCAGAGAAAAUGCAGUGUUUACAUUACAGCCUAGUGAUAACUUCACUGGCCACUCCUUAGAUGUCUGUUAGAGAUCCUUCCUGGGUCUUGGCUGCCUAAAAUGCAUCCAAACAUUCAGUGUCUCCUCCCUCUGCAUGCAGACACCGAACUUUUCCUCAUAGAGAUUCAGUGAUUCAAUUCAUCUUUAUGAGGAGAUAGUGAUUGGCCAGGGCUGUGUUUGAAUCAUGUUGGCUCUGCCCCUGAUCUGCCUCUUUGUCAGUCUCAGCCAAUCCUAUGGGGAAGCACUGUGAUUGGAUCAGGCUACCACUUCUGAUGAUGUCAGCAGACUGCUUGUUUUUUUUUUUUUGUUUUUUUUUAGGUAAACAGCAUGCAGAGUUACAGCUUCAGGCUUGAAUGUUGCUAUAUUUAUGGAGGCAUGAGGGGCCCAGGGGGCUAGAUAGUGGUGUUAACACUAUUAGGUCAGGAAUACAUGUUUGUGUUCCUGACCCUAUAGUGAUACUUUUAAAUAAGGGGGAAGACAGGCACGCUCUAGCACAUCUCUGUGGAACUAAAAGAAGCGGAAGAAAACAUCCCAGGGUGUUUCAAUGAUAGAAAGGGAGGUGUUUAUGCCCCAAUUUUAACAGUGACAAUUUCUAUUGAUCUUAGUUGAAACUGUUGGAAAUAUGUCAGUCUCCAAACACAUAAAGCACUUUAGCAAGUUAAAGCGCUGUACGUGCCUGGUGUGUUCCUUUAAAGGAACAAACACUAACUUACACUUUGCCCUGUGUGCUUCAAAAGGCAAACUGAAAGCCCUGAUACACAACGAUAAUUUUUCAUCAAAUCUAGGCAUCCUGUUGAAUACAUUUUAUGUUUUUGAUAGAACCUGGAUGGCCACUAUUGUAGACUUAAGUAUUUAGGUCUUUCAUCCCAUGCAGCUCCCUAAAUUAUGAGAUUCUUAUCCCAAGUUGCAAACCUGGGUUUCCAUUUUAUGUAUCACCUGUGAAACCGCAAGUUGUCUGCAGAGUUUGAGUCUACAAAUGUGGUUAUAAGGAUGGUCUCCUUUUAUCUGACAGCUAAAAUUGGCAUAAGUACACAUUUUUGAGGGGAAAACCUGUUUCUUUAGAUUUUCUGCAACUGUAAUGACAAUCAAAAACCUACAUUUUAUUUAUGAACCUCGCGUAAACUUAUCAUGAGGAACAAAUUUAAAGUAGUGAGCAUAUAAGGAUAAUCGCUCUUAAUCACUUUAUAGCAACUCAUGAAUUGCAUGCAUGUUUUGAGCAGUCAUCAGUCGUUUUCUUAAUGUGAUUUAUGAUCUCUAAAGCGUGGGGGUCAUAGUAUUUGUGCAAUCUAGGUGGUUAAAGGAACACUAGUGUUAGGAAUACAAACGUGGGACCCCGUUCUGCGGCGAAUAAAUGGUUAACCAUUUAUUUACUUACCUUAAUCCAGUGCCGGGCUCCCUUGGCACUGGUGACCUCUCCUCCUCCAGCAACUUCAACUUCUGAGUGGAGCCAAAUGCGCAUACGCGGCUACAGGAGCACGCGCGUUCAAACCCGCCCAUAGGAAAGCAUUACUCAGUGCUUUCCUAUGGGGAUCUUUUUUUGACGCUGGACUCCGUGAGGACGUCCGGCGUCAAAUAGGUGCGAUUUACUUCAUGUAAAUCGCGGAAGCGGCCUCUAGUGGCUGUCAGUGAGACCGCCACUAGAGGCUGGAUUAACCCUGCAGUGUAAACAUAGCAGUUUCUCUGAAAGUGCUUUGUUUUCAGCUGCAGGGUUAAAACUAGGGGUACCUGGCACCCAGACCACUUCAUUGAGCUGAAGUGGUCUGGCUGCCUAUAGUGGUCUUUUUAAACAGACAACGGUUUCAAACAUUUUGAUAGAUUUGCAAUAAAUAUUCAAUGGUUCUUGGGAUCGACCUGCAAUAUGGCCCUGACUGUGGAAUUCCUAGCUAAUGUUGGGAUAGUAAGUUAUACAUUGUCAAAUUACUCUACUGCUUACCCCUGUUGGAAGUGUGGAGAGAGAGAGAGGAGAUUGAUAUAUAUCAUUCAGUCCGGGAUUUAAUGGUGUACCAAGCUGUCCCUGCACACUAUAAUAACAGACAGCGUGUAAGGGUUCUUCUCAGUCUUGCAUAUUAUCAUAUCCAUUUCAGCACCGAGAACAAGGAGGCAGGAGAUCCCAUAAGCAUUCUCUGCUAUUGCAUUGUUCAUGGUCAGCCUUGCCAUUUGCAGAUGAUGAAAGAACUGCUGGGAGUUAGGUGUGCAAGUGCCAAAUUCUUACUGUGCAGAGGUGGGCUAAGAAAUUUGAGGGGCGAGUUUGGAGACUGUUGUGGGGAUGCAGUGUGUUAAUUUUGUCGACUAACAAGUUUAGUCGACUAAAAAAAUGAACAGCUUUUUAAUGAAGAUUAUGAAUAAAGAUAAAUUGAAAAUUGCUGCCAUAAUGAACACUGGUGACAACUGACUUUGAGAUACAAUCCAAAGAAUUUUGAAGUCUUGUUCCUAAAUCCUUUUAAUCUUGCUGUAUUGACAUGAGGUAACAAUUGUGGAUUUUUACAUAUUUUUAAAAAUGGUGCCUUGUUCUCCUCAUUGCAGGAAAUAUACUUGGUUGUCUACUUGUACGCUUUGAUGGGGAUUGAAUUUAAAAAGUGGGAAAUUGUCAACAAAAAGCUCAUUCUUUUGGGAACAAAUUCAUUGUAAUAAGGUUCGUUCUUAACCCCUUAAAGCACCACUAUAUGCACCCAGACCACUUCAGCUUAAUGAAGUGGUCUGGGUGCCAGGUCCAGCUACGUUUAAUCCUUUUUGCUGUAGAAACUGCUAUGUUUACCUAUGGGUUAAUCCAGCCUCUAGUGGCUGUCUCAUUGACAGCUACUAGAGGCACUUCCGCGCUUCUCACUGUGAUUUUUAUAGUGAGCAGAUGCCGGCGUCCAUAGGAAAGCAUUGAGAAUGCUUUCCUACGGACUGGCUAAAUGCGCACCCGGCUCUUGCCGUGCAUGUGCAUUCAGCCAGGGACGUCAGAAGAGGGAGGAGAGUCCCGGCGCUGGAAAAAAGGUAAGGGAUUAACCCCUUCCUCCUCCUUCAGUGCCACUGGAGUGGGACCCUGAGGGUUGGGGCACCCUCAGGGCACUAUAGUGCCAGGAAAACUAGUAUGUUUGUUUUCCUGGCACUAUAGUGGUCCUUUAAGGAUGGAGGAAAUUGUCCAUGUUCUGAACCAAAACAAAACCUAGAGUUUGAUUUGGAUAGCUGUUCAAUCAUAAGUUACCUCUUUCAUAUUAAUUGCACCCACACUUAUUUUAUAUCAUCUUGUUCUGGAGAAAUAGGGCUGUCAUUUCAUGUCACAUAUUUAUACAUGAAACAUAAUUUAACAACUUCAUCUAAAUGAAGUUGUUAUGGUUCCUGGAAGCCCACUUGUACACUCUUACCUUGAGGGAUUAAACUGUUCUCAAAUGGUUUAAUCACAGUUGUUGCUUCCAGGUCCCUCAUGCGGCAUCCAGCUUUUGAAUCUGUGUUACAGGUAGCGAGGAGUGCCGCUGAUUGUCUUGAGCGGUCAGCUGACACUCUAAGCCAAUCAGCAUCUCCCUAUUAAUAAAAACAAAACACGUCAAUGGGGAGCUACUGAGUGCCUUAGAGUGUCAGCAUAAUAAUCGCUUUUACUGCAAUAUAUAUUUUGUAUGCUGUGAUGUUUCAACAAUGCCCCCAUAUACAGGUUUCAUGGUGUUUUGGAAAAUUACACGGUCAAAAAUAGGGUUUGCCCAUUUUUGUUUUUACAAAUUGAAAUCUGCCAGAUUUAUUCUCUCUGCCUAUGUUGCCUUUGAGACUGUAUGACAGCCCAAGAAUGAGAUUACCCCAGGUAAUAUGGAGUAGAUCUAGACUUUUUUUUAGUAGCCACUUAGACACAAACCCUGGCCAAAGUUAGAGUUCAAAUUUGUUUUUUGCAUUUUUGGCACAAAAACUGAACUUUCACUGAGGAAUGAUAUCGUCAUUAUACAGUUUACUGCUCUAGAAAUACUAACAUUUGUGUUCAGUGAUGUCUCACAAGUGCAUCAGUUCCCUCAUGUACAGGUUUUUGGAGGUUUUAAAAAGUUGAAGAGUCAAAUAUCGGGCAUGCAAAUUAAAUUCUCUGUUCUGCCUGGCUUAACGUCAUAAAGAAGUUAAGGGCUUAAUUUUAAUAUUCUGUAACGUGUUUUCACAGAGAGGAUGGGGAACUGGAAGAUGGUGAAAUAGAUGAUGGAGGCUUUGAAGAAGAAAAAGAACCAAAAGCAAUUGAGUCUGAAAAGCCAGUCACUGAAAAAGUUCACAAAAAAUCUAAAAAGAGGAGGAAGAAAGAGAGAGAGAAGGAAAAAAAGAAAGAAAAACGUCGCAGACGUGAAAAACACAAGGUGAAUUUUUAUUUUAUUUAUUUAACUCAAGACUGUAACAUCUUUCUUGGAGAGUAGCUUGUAAUCUGACACUAAAGGGAACAUCAGUAUCUUGUACUUUUAAAAAUAGGCUUUAUUUAACAAUAUAUUUGGUUCUAAGGAUGCUUUUAAUUCGUUCAUUUAUUUUUUGUGACUGAGAGGAGGUUAAAGGGUUAUUAUAAACCUUUUAAAAGAGGGCACUGAUUUAAUUUCUCCCUAUUGUAGAGAACGUGCCCCUCACAAUUUACUGUAAUACAUAAAAAAUAAAAGGUUUUACUUACCUAAUAUACAGCGCAGGGUGAAGCUCCCGGCGUUGCUUUUUUAUGCCCCAUUCUAGUGUCAGUGGAUCUGCACACAGUCCAAUCAGUCUUCUCAUAGAGAAGGGGUGUUUUUCUUUUUUUUUUUUUUAAAUAAAAACACCAGUGUGCACGGAGGGAUGCGGGAUGGAGCACAGAGUGAAGGUGUGUGAAGGGAGAGCCAGGGCUACUGCAAGGAUUUUUGCCACCCUAGGCAAAGCCUCAUUUUACCGCCCCCAUUGGCUCUGCACUUGACUCUGCCCCCUCCUGCAGUGUGUGUAGUCGGAUGCAGGAGCAUGCGCAUAGUGGAUGAGAUGUAAGUGUAUAGUGGAUGCAGUGUGUGUUUAUAUGGUGAAUGCAGAUUGUAUUAUUAUUAUUAUUAUUGCCAUUUAUAUAGCGCCAACAGAUUCCGUAGCGCUUUACAAUAUUAUGAAAGGGGAUUUAACUAUAAAUAGGACAAUUACAAAUAAACUUACAGGAACAAUAGGUUGAAGAGGACCCUGCUCAAUCGAGCUUACAUUCUAUAGGAGGUGGGGUGUAAGACACAUUAGGACAGGAAUGUGCAAUCAAAUAAGGUGGGCUGCCCUUUAGGAGAGGGCAAGAGACGGGUAUGUGAGGUAGGGGUUAGUCUUGGAGGCCAUAAGCUUUCCUAAAGAGAUGGGUUUUAAGGCACUUCUUAAAAGAUGCAAGACUAGGGGAGAGUCGGAUGGCGGUAGGCAGGCUAUUCCAUAGGAAGGGAGCCGCCCGCGAGAAGUCCUGCAAGCGCGAGUUGGCCGUACGGGUGCGGACAACGGACAGGAGGUGGUCACGGGCAGAGCGGAGAGACCGAGAAGGGACAUACCUGUGGAUCAGUGAGGAGAUAUAAGAGGGGCUAGAGUUGUUCAGUGCUUUAUAGGUGUGAGUUAGUGCCUUGAAUUGACUCCUAUAGCACACAGGAAGCCAAUGUAAGGACUGGCAGAGGGGUGAGGUGUGAGAGAACCGACUAGAGAGGAAAAUCAGUCUAGCAGCAGCAUUCAUUACAGACUGUAGGGGUGCAGUACGGCUUUUGGGAAGACCAAGCAGGAGAGGGUUACAAUAAUCCAUGCGUGAAAUUAUUAGAGCAUGGACAAGCUCCUUGGUAGUAUCUGGUGCAAGAAAGGGGCGGAUGCGGGCUAUGUUUUUAAGAUGGAAUCUACAGGAUUUGGCAACAUGCUGGAUGUGAGGCUCAAAGGUGAGACCAGAGUCAAGUAUGACGCCAAGACAGCGCGCUUGCAAGGAUGGGCUGAUGUUAGUACCACAAACUUGAAGGGAGAGCGAAAGAGGAGGAUCAGUAUUAGGAGGAGGAAAGACAAGGAGCUCAGUUUUUGAGAGAUUGAGUUUCAGAAAGCGGGAGGACAUCCAGUCAGAGAUGGAAGAAAGGCAAGCAGUGACACGUUGCAGGACAGCAGGGGAGAGGUCCGGGGUGGAGAGAUAUAGCUGGGUGUCAUCAGCGUACAGGUGGUAGUGGAAACCAAAUGAGGUAAUAAGUUUGCCAAGAGAGGCAGUAUAAAGAGAAAAUAGAAGGGGACCAAGGACGGAGCCUUGGGGGACUCCAACCGAGGCAGGGCGAGGUGAGGAGGUAUCAUUAGAAAAAGAGACACUGAAUGAGCGUUGGGAGAGAUAAGAGGAAAACUACGAGAGGACAGAGUCACAGAGACCAAGCGAUUGCAGAGUUUGAAGGAGAGCAUGAUCAACGGUGUCAAAGGCCGCCGAGAGGUCAAGAAGAAUUAGUAUGGAGUAGUGGCCUUUGGAUUUUGCUGCGAUUAGGUCGUUAGUAACUUUGAUAAGGGCAGUCUCUGUAGAGUGGAGAGGGCGGAAGCCAGAUUGAAGGGGGUCAAGGAGAGAGUUGGAAUUGAGGAAAUGAGACACACGGGUAAAGACGAGUCUUUCCAGAAGCUUUGAGGAAAAAGGGAGCAGGGAUAUGGGACGGUAGUUAGAGGGGGUGGACGGGUCAAGGGAUGGUUUUUUUAGUAUAGGUACUACAGUGGCAUGUUUAAGGUCAGCAGGGACGAUGCCAGAAGAGAGCGAGCAGUUGAAGAUGUGUGUUAGAGAAGGCACGAGACAAGCGGAGAGAGAUCUGAUAAGGUGAGACGGGACAGGAUCGAGCGGGCAAGUGGUGGGGCGAGAGGAGCAAAGAAGAGCAGCCACCUCUUGGUCAGUGGCUGGGGAGAAUGUCUGAAGGGUAGGAAAGGCAUGAUCAAUGUGUGAUUGAGAAACAGAAAGGCAAGGAGGGGAGAAUUUUUUCCUUAGCUGUUCAAUGUUUGUGUAAUGGAUGCAGUGUCUGUGUAAUUGAUGCAGAGUGUUUGUGUAGUGUGUGUGUAAAGUGGCAGUAUAUAUAGUGCAAGGUGGUAGAGUGAAGUUAGAAGUGGCAGUGUGUAUAGUGCAAGGAGGUAUCGGAUUAUGAGUCAGGGUGAGAUGAGAGGAAGUGGUGCAACAUAGCAUGUGGUGAGAAGGGGCCCAGUCAGUACCAUCUUGUUUUUCCAGUUGCUUCUCACUGCAACUUUUGCAAGAACAGCCUGCGUGCCAUGCAGAGCAUUGCCAUAAUAACCUGUGAAAGGGGGUUGGUGUGACAGGGUUGGGGGUGAGUGCGAGAAAGGGUAAGUGACAAGAUUAGUGGAGGUGAGUGUGACAGAAUUGGGGGAGUCAAUGGAGUUUUGUAGGGAAUACAGUGUGUGAGAGGUGACAUUGUGCAGAGAGUGACAGGGAUGUAUUUGUGUGCAGUUUUAUUGGAAUGCUGAUAUAUAUGCACUGCCAUAUGCACACACACACAAAUACACAGGUACACAUCCACACAUAGACUGACACACAGGAGCACAAACUCAGAUAUACACACACGUUGAUGGGAGUUGGAGCCAGGCACCAGGCUUCCUCAGCACCUCUGCUAUCUGUAUGCUGCUGCUGCCUCCUACCCAUGCUGCUCCCUGUUAGCUGGCUGGGAGGAAGUGACCUCCCUACUAUCACUUCCUCCCAGCAGGCCGUGGGGGAACACACAGGGGCCAUGUUUAACGCCGGCAGCUGUGGAACACAGAGAAAGGGACUCCGCUGCGACCACAAGGUUUAAUAUGCAGCCGCCAGGAACACAAACAGGGAGCUGCAAUUAGAUUUAUGGUGCUCACUUAAAGGACCACUCUAGGCACCCAGACCACUUCAGCUUAAUGAAGUGGUCUGGGUGCCAGGUCCAGCUAGGAUUAACCCAUUUUUUUUAUAAACAUAGCGGUUUCAGAGAAACUGCUAUGUUUACAAAUGGGUUAAUCCUUCCUCCAAUUCCUCUAGCGGCUGUCUCAUUGACAGCCGCUAGAGGCGCUUGCGUGAUUCUCACUGUGAAAAUCAGUGAAAGCACGCAAGCGUCCAUAGGAAAGCAUUGUAAAUGCUUCAGCCGAAUGGGAGGAUCGGAGGAGGAGAGCUCCCCGCCCAGCGCUGGAAAAAGGUAAGUUUUUACCCCUUUCCUCUCCCCAGAGCCAGGCGGGAGGGGGACCCUGAGGGUGGGGGCACCCUCAGGGCACUAUAGUGCCAGGAAAACGAGUAUGUUUUCCUGGCACUAUAGUGGUCCUUUAAAUGCUCUUUUCAGUGCAGCGCUUGCGCUCCCCUCUUUUUAAUUUUUUAAAAUUUUAUUUAUUUAUUUUUUUUGUGCGGCUUGCCAGCACUGGGGGAAAAAGAAUUACCAACACCACGUGCAGCGGGCCUCGGCGCCCCUUCCAAAUGUGCACCCUAGGCCGGCGCCUUCUUCGCCUAUAGGUGGCGUCUGCCAUGGGGAGAGCUAGCUUCUUCUUACAGUCUCUGCCUGCACGGGAAAGAUUUUAAAGCCUGUUGAGAGUGUGCAGUGUGUGCUGAAAACGUGUAAUUUAUGCACAGAAUUGCCAGUCUGGAACAGCCCUCUGGGCUGGCAAUGUUAUGUGUGCUGGGGGUGCAACUUGCCCCAGCACACAAUUACUAAUAUUUUUGUAUGUGCAGUAUUUCAGGUAGAAACACUGCACAUACUGACUCUUACCACCAUGACCACUUCAAAUCACUGAAGUGGUCAGAGUAACCCUUUAAUGACUAAAAUAUGCCCUGUACUGUAAGCGGCGCUUUAUGUUUAUGUAAGGAUUCAAAAUUACAUCUCCAACUGCAUGGCUCUGCUGGCCUAAUAGGAUUAAAUGGACACUAAAGUCACCCAGACCACUUCAUUUUAAGAUUAUUAUUUUAUUUUAUUUUUUUGUAAAGCCUGAAUUUUUUUUUUUUAUUACAUUGGUUAAAACGUUAAAUGCGUGCCUGGGUAGUUGUGUUCACAAGGCUACCUAACUCUUGCAAAUGCACAUUUGGGUUUUCUUCCUUGCUGUCAUAAACAACAAACACUAGAUAAACUAGAUAAAAAAAUUCUUUACAGGUUGCCCAUCUGACAGUACACUUGCAGUUUUCAUGUAUUACUAGUUGUGCUGGAGUUAUUACGGAGUGUGGCUAUUCUACAAACUAAAUAAGUCUCUGGUAUAUUUGGUAUUUUCAUUCAUGUCUCUUAAUGAAUUAAAAGACUAGAUGAUCAUGUAAAAUGAAUUUCCGUGCAUCCCAUUUUGAGAUCCUUUAGAAGUAAAAUGAGCAGUAAAUGAGAUCUUCCAUUCAUUUAUGUUUUUCUAAAUUGAAAGUCACUGGUUUUGAGGAAAAUGCUUGUUCUUUUAUUGAUAAAUGGCUUAAAGAUGGUGGGCAGAAAAAAGUUGCUAGUAAAAUUUCAAGAUGAACAGAAGUUGUCAUUGGAGGACACUUGGUCAUCCUCGUUGUAAUUUGUAAAUGAAUAGCCUUACAAUGCAAAUAGUUUAUAUCCGUAUUUGCUUUAAUAACACAAAACUAGGUUAAGCUAAUGCACUCAGAGCAGGAUAAUGCAGAAGAUAAUUUGAUAAAUUGGUGAACUAGGCAGGCAAGUGGAAAAUUAGAUCCAAAGUUUGUAAUAAUAUGUGCAUUUCGGGAUGGGGUUCAAAUUGCAAGAUAUGAUAUGAUGAUAUUUUGUUAGGGAUAUAGUUAAAUGGCAAGGAGUUGAGAAUAAAUGUAAACAGAAUACCAGUAAGAUAUUCUGUAUUUAAAAAAAAAAAGUAUUCAUUUUUGUGGUUUAAGUCAAUGGUAAAAAUCUUCUUUUGUCAAACUAAAUUUGCAGUAAUAUAUUUUUAGUUUUGAAGGAUAUUACAGAACUUCUAAAAGUUCAGAGACUAGGGGGUAUGGCUGACUGAGCGAGCGGGCGCAUGAUUUUGUGGCUCUGGUCGUGGUAGCCCUAUAGCAGCAAUUCCCAAACCAGUCCUCAAGACCCACCAACAGUCCAGGUUUUUUUAGUAUCUCCAUUGUAUUAAAACGGGGAAAUACAUAAAUCGUGGACUGUUGGUGGGCCAUGAGGACUGGUUUGGGAACCACUGCCUAUAUCAUACAAUUGAGCAUCCAUCACGGUGAAUACUGACACAAUAACGGACAGACUAAUCACCGGAAUGUCGCAUAUGUUGCUCUCAAGACCGGGAGAAGCCCUUAGAUCCUUGACAGAGAAAACAGAGUCCCAGAAGAGAGCAAGAUAGGGCCUACUCGGCUGCUUUGUCUCUGACAUCUGAUUGAGCGUCAGAUUCAGAGACUCUACCAUCCUGUUCGGAAGAUUCCCCCAUCAUGGCGUGAAAAAUGCUGACUCUCUACUUCUUCACUACCUCUGCAAUACCUUACAAAAAGACUUUAAAAGGAUAGCGGCGAAGCUACAUAAAGACAUCGGUGCACUUGGGGUCCGAACUGACACACUUGAAGGGAAAACUGAUGAGUUGUGUAUUGCCCACAACAGACUGAUGGAGAAUCUGCAGACAAUGGAGGCCACUAAAACAGUUCUGAUGAUCAGAUUGGCAUACCUGGAUGACUGCUGAUGACGAAACAAUGUUCCAGAUUCGGGUACCCUGAAGAGCUACUUGAUUUCUUGCAGGAGCCAAAUUGCCUUUAAUAGCUGAGGAACAACUAGCCAUAGACCAAAAAAAUCUCCUGCAAUUCCACUGCUCUCAGGUCAAAGAGGCAGCUAUGGCUACAGCCCGAAAGCAAGUGACUUUUCCAGACCCAUACAGCACUGGGGGAAAAAGAAUUACCAACACCACGUGCAGCGGGCCUCGGCGCCCCUUCCAAAUGUGCACCCUAGGCCGGCGCCUUCUUCGCCUAUAGGUGGCGUCUGCCAUGGGGAGAGCUAGCUUCUUCUUACAGUCUCUGCCUGCACGGGAAAGAUUUUAAAGCCUGUUGAGAGUGUGCAGUGUGUGCUGAAAACGUGUAAUUUAUGCAAUUUAUUACAGACCUAUCCUUGGCCACGAUAGCAAGGAGACAUGAAUUUUCUGUCAUGAAAAUCCUAAGGCAUCAUAAAGUAGCCUAUCAAUGGGGCUUCCCUAUCCCUAAGAUAUUGGUGUGGAAUGAAGUCCUAAAGGCGAACACCCCAGAAGAUGGUGAAAGGGUCCUACGGUACUGGAAUCUGUCAGCCCCAACUAUGUUCCCAAGCAGAUUGGCAGAAAGUUCAACCGACUGUCCCUUAAUGGAGGCGGAAGAGAUCACUGAAGUGAACUUGCUGUUGGAAAGGCUAAGUUUUUGUGACAGAGCUCCUGUACUCUGACUGAGCACCUUGGCCCAGUCUGCUUCUUAGCCACUUGAAGUCGCUGAAGCUUGACUGGGGUCUCUCUGGAGCUCUUCUACCCGAUCAGGCUGCAGCUCUUCUUCCAGGCAGGGAUCGUCUGGAGCUCUGCUUAUAGUGCUUGCUAUAGCCUUUACAAAGGCACUUGCGGCUCUCAAGCCUAGUGUCUUGACUUAUCCCUGGGCUAGAAGGAUCCUUCAGUCAGCAAAAAGGUCCGAAGGCUCUAUCACUGGGAUCCCCAAAAAUCCACAUAGGACAAAAGUUCUAAUAGGAGCUAACAUACAAAGCUUUAUUUUGACUUGAGAUUAGCCCAUAUGAUUAUUACAUAAAGAUUGCGUGACUACACAAAAAAAAAAUACAAACUGUCAAAUCAUAGUAGAAAACAUAAUGUAACUUAUUAUAACACAAUGACAUAUUUAUAAAAGGGUGGGAAAGACCAGAAUUAGCAAUAUGCAAAUCUACCCGAACAUGCAAUUUAGCAAGCCUUGCUAUUCAGUUAGUGCAAAUUGCUGUUGCUAGAUCCUUGCAACCAACAGAUGGUGCUGUACAGGUUCCAUAGCCUAAUCCACCUAGUUAAUUGCAAGGAUUAGCAAGACAGGAGAGCAUACUGACAUUUAACCACAAUGUACACAGGGUGACUUAAACAUAGGAAUAGUUCAGGGCCCUACAUAAAAUGUCAGUAUGAAAUCUCAGUUGAUGGUGACUACCGUCACAGUUUUCUUGCCGCAACUUGUCCAGGGAACACUGGAGUUGACAACCUACACUCCCCUUCUGAGGUCUCCAACUAGCAACACCUCGUUAUAUUCAUAAGAGUUGAAAAUAUAUAUUUUAAAUCAAUAACAAGGGUUGAGGACAACAUGGGAGAUUUUAAGGGCGUGACAGAACACUCCUUGCAAUGUCUCUGGGGAAAAAUGGGACAACACCCUGUACCUAUAAUGGGCACAGGGUGACUAAAACUCAAGACCUAGAUAAAGUGUCCCUCUUCAGCCCCCAGUGAUGGUGACUACCGUCAUAAUAUCCAUGGGCCCACCUCCCUCCAGAGUGUUUGGCUCACAAAACUGUUAUUAAGGGUGCCCUGACUAAAUUGGCAACUCACAACAAAUGAGGAACGGAUCAGACUCAGUCUUCGCUCCUACAGAAGCUUGCAAAACUAAACUUUGCCUAGAUCUUCAGCUGUGCACUUGCAGUCUUUUGGUCUGUCGACAGCUCGAGAUCACAAGCUGAAUGAAUAAUGAAGUGUGUGAGGCAAGGCUACAAAGCUCAGGGUAACUGAGCAGGGUAUAUGCCUGUGGCCGUAUUGAAGACACCUCAAAAACUUCCAAAAUGGCAUAUUUAUUCUCUUCAGACGGCACUAGAUUGGCAAAUACAGUAGACUAACAUUUUAUGUCUCCCUAUACAACUUAGCUUCAGAGGCUGGGUUCCAACCACUCAAAGACACAAGUUCCUAGAUGCUAUUAGCCUCCCCUCUCCAAGGACCAAAAGGUGGCACUGGAUGUGUCAUUCACUUAGGAGUAGGAUUAUAAAGCCAUAUUCUCCAUGCCAUGCCACUAAGCUCCAGGCCCCACUGCUUCCCUUCACAAUAUAACAUGAAGUAUGCACUGCUUCUGACCCCACACCUAACUAAAUUAUUCAACCAUAUAUUAACAGAUGAAAUCCCUUCUGAAAUGCUUGAAGCACACAUAAUUAGCACUCAGACUUCUAAAAAUACAUAACUAAGAAGGCUACUAUAAAACGCCUAUCUAAGAGAAUAAAUAUGGGGAUUUAGUUCCCCAGACACAGUGUAAGAAAGGGUUGCUGUUUAAAACGGCAAGGGUGGAACUCACUCAAUGGAACAAGAUAUCUCUCUAAUUAGAAGAGUAUCUAGAAACCACUGGGAAGCAUUAUAUAAACUCCUUAUGAGAUGGUCUCUAGUGCCACAGAGAUUGGCACAUAUGUUUCCCCACACUUCUGCGCAGUGCUGGUGAUGCUCAUGGGAAUUGUGAUCUUUCUCACAUGUCUUCUGGUAUUGUCCGGUUCUUGCGGAGUUCUGGAGACAUUCUCUUAUUCAGACGCCCAUAAGUAUAGAUCUCCCUAUAACAUCUGACAUAUAUUUCUACUAGGAAUGUUCCCGACCAAUCUCAUGGGCCCAGCCAGGGCUAUUGCUCUGCAUGUUUUAAACUGUGGUAGACUACGCAUUGCAAGGCAGUGGAAGUUUGCAGCUCCAAAAUCCUUAUCAAUGGUGCUAGUCAUUGAAUACUUCAUACAUUUUAAAAAAGCAACGAUACAUAGAACCACGGGCAUACUUACCAAGCACUGGUUCACAACAUGGAAGCAAACCUAUACUAAAUUCACUGGUAGUAAAUGGAAAUAUGAACCAUUGGGGAUAUCCAACAUGAAUGCAACUUACACACUGCUAUGCACCUGAGGGCAUGUAUAUUUCUAGUUCUUUCUCUUGUCAACCUGGGGAACUGGGCACUGACUGUGUUGUAACUUUGAUACCUGAUUGUACAUUGAUACACAUUGCGGUUGUCGACGUUAUAUUUUUUCUUUUAUGCGUUACUGCAAAAGUUUAGAUACCAACUGCAAAAUGAACAAAGGGAGUGAAAAAUUGUAGUUACGAAGAAAGGAUCGAAAAGUUUGUCCAUAAUCUUGAAGAUAAGAUAGUUUGUUUACAGCAGAGAAAAAUACCCUUUUUUUUUUUUUUUUUAUGUAAACACAAUAAAGAUGUGGUAUUCCCCUAUUACAUGAUUCAGCAUUGUGGGUGGUUUUGUGUAUUUUUUUGUUUAUCUUCCAGUUUGAGGAACUCCCUAUAACCAUAUAAAUGAAUUUUUGUUUAUGGUUUGCCUCUGACACUUGCCCCCUUGCCUACACUGCCAUACUGAGUUGGUUGGAAUCCAGCAUUAUUCGAACCAAGACGAUUCUCAUGCGCUCAGUUCACAAAAGAAAAGAAGCCUUUUGUGAAAGGUGGUUAGAUGUGCAUUGCUCUGUGAGUACACAGCAGCCAGUCAGGAGAGUUUAGAUGUAUCAAAUAACAGUUGAUUCUUACCCAGGAUCACUCAAAAUGUUAGGAGGAUGAUGUCCGAGGCAAGUGAUAAAGGAAACAUUUUUUAUACAGUCUUCAAGUAAUAAACGAAAUUAGCUUGAUUUCACUUAUCUCCAAAACCUUCACUGUGCACACUAAUGUUUCUGGUUUUGUCACCUGCCUAAAAAUUAGUUUGGAAUUGUGAUGAAGCUCCUGUACUGUGACUGAGUACCUCCUCCUGGUCAUCUUCCUUGCUAUUACUGGGGACUUUGGAGUGACAGUCGCCAAAGCUUGACUAUGGUCUCUAAGGUCCUCCUCUACAGUAAUAGGCUGCAGUGAAUAUAGCGCCUGUAAAGCAGAGACUAUAAUUUUUCCCGCACACAUUAGACGAGUCUAAAUGUAAUGGAUAGAAUCACCUUUUUUGUGCAGAACACAGCUGUGUAUACACCGCAUUGGUGACUCUCCGUGUAGGGGUUUCGCCAUACAAUGAAAUGGACAGUACAAUUGUCUCUCCCGGCGCCACUCUGUCUGGGGACUCGUGUGUUAUUCCUUAACUGCACAAAAGUAUUACACAGUCUUUGGGUGGUACUUAUUGUGCUUUCCAUUUUCUUGUUUUUAUUUCUUUUUUAGUUUUGUUUUUUUAAUAAAAAUAUAUAUAGUUGCAAGAAAAAGUAUGUGAACCCUUUGGAAUGAUAUGGAUUUCUGCACAAAUUGAUCAUAAAAUGUGAUCUGAUCAUCAUCUAAGUCACAACAAUAGACGAUCAGUCUGAUUUAACUAAUAACACUCAAAGAAUGAAAUGUUGCCAUGUUUUUAUUGAACACACCAUGUAAACAUUCACAGUGCAGGUGGAAAACGUAUGUGAACCCCUAGACUAAUGACAUCUCCAAGAGCUAAUUGGAGUGAGAUGUCAGCCAACUGGAGUCCAAUCAAUGAGAUGAGAUUGGAGGUGUUGGUUACAGCUGCCCUGCCCUAUAAAAAACACACACCAGUUCUGGAUUUGCUUUUCACAAGAAGCAUUGCCUGAUGUGAAUGAUGCCUCGCACAAAAGAGCUCUCAGAAGACCUACGAUUAAGAAUUGUUGACUUGCAUAAAGCUGGAAAGGGUUAUAAAAGUAUCUCCAAAAGACUUGCUGUUCAUCAGUCCACGGUAAGACAAAUUGUCUAUAAAUGGAGAAAGUUCAGCACUGCUGCUACUCUCCCUAGGAGUGGCCGUCCUAUAAAGAUGACUGCAAGAGCACAGCGCAGACUGCUCAAUGAGGUGAAGAAGAAUCCUAGAGUGUCAGCUAAAGACUUACAAAAGUCACUGGCAAAUGCUAACAUCCCUGUUAGCGAAUCUACAAUACGUAAAACACUAAACAAGAAUGGAUUUCAUGGAGGAUACCACAGAGGAAGCCACUGCUGUCCAUACAAAACAUUGCUGCACGUUUACAGUUUGCACAAGAGCACCUGGAUGUUCCACAGCAGUACUGGCAAAAUAUUCUGUGGACAGAUGAAACCAAAGUUGAGUUGUUUGGAAGAAACACACAACACUAUGUGUGGUGGAAAAAAAGGCACAUCACACCAACAUCAAAACCUCAUCCCAGCUGGGAAGUAUGGUGGUGGGGGCAUCAUGGUUUGGGGCUGCUUUGCUGCGUCAGGGCCUGGACGGAUUGCUAUCAGUGAAGGAAAAAUUAAUUCCCAGGUUUAUCAAGACAUUUUUCUGGAGAACUUAAGGCCAUCUGUCUACCAGCUGAAGCUCAACAGUAGAUGGGUGUUGCAACAGGACAAUGACCCAAAGCAUAGAAGUAAAACAGAAUGGCUUAAACAGAAGAAAAUACGCCUUCUGAAGUGGCCCAGUCAGAGUCCUGACCUCAAUCCGAUUGAGAUGCUGUGGCAUGAGCUCAAGAAAGCAAUUCACACCCAAGACAUCCCAAGCAUUACUCCUGACCGUUGUGCACGUCUGAUCUGCAACUACAGGAAACGUUUGGUUGAAGUUAUUGCUGCCAAAGGAGGUUCAGCCAGUUAUUAAAUCCAUGGGUUUUUCCACCUGCACUGUGAAUGUUUACAUGGUGUGUUAAAUAAAAACAUGGCAACAUUUCAUUCUUUGUGUGUUAUUAGUUUAAGCAGCCUAUAAUUGUCUAUUGUUGUGACUUAGAUGAUGAUGAUCAGAUCACAUUUUAUGACCAAUUUGUGCAGAAAUCCAUAUCAUUCCCAAGUGUUCACAUACUUUUUCUUGCAACUGUGUGUGUGUGUGUGUGUGUAUAUAUGUAUAUGUGUGUAUAUAUAUAUAUAUAUAUAUAUAUAUAUAUAUUCACACUGAUACUGUCUGGGGACUUGAUUAUGUUAUCUCAGGGCUUCGCAAAUCCGAAUUUUGUCCUUGUGCCUGGGUGUUUGUCAGCCCAAUUCAGCAGAUCCAAAUGGCCGAGGGAGCAAGAAGGCAGUGAGGAGCAGAUAUUGCUCUGGUCCCUCGCAUGCGGUUUAGUGAUGCCGGGAUCUGGAAUAUGACAUCACUCCAUCCCCUGUGUCACUUAACUACUUACGAGAGAGCAGAGCAAGAGCUGCAGGAAGAUUACAGCAGUCACACUGGACCCUAGGGAAAGGAUCCAUUCUAGCUCUCCAAAAUAUAGGGAGGCUGGGUGGACUUAUUUUAAAAUAAAGAAUAACAAUUUUGUGAGUGUUUGCGAAAAUGUGUGUCUGUUUAAGUUACCAACCCCCUGUGAUCACAUGGGAAAGUUGUGGUUUUUUUUUUGUUGUUUGUUUUUAUACUCUCCUUUUUUUCUCCAUGCUGUGCAGCACUGGUCUAGGUAUCCCCUCAAGUAUCCAUCUGAGUGACACUAGAGGUGUUAGUAGGCAGUAAUGUAAACACUACCCUUUCUCUAAAAAGGCAGUGUUUACAUAAAAAUUACUACGAGGACAGAAUUUAUACACCAGAGCCACUACAUUAAGCUGUUCUGGUUUUAAUGAGUAUAGUGUCCCUUUAAGAAUUUUUGUUUUGUUAUUGAAAAUAAACCUUAGUUUUAAAACAAAAAAACUAGCUCCUAAGGAUUUCCAGAUCUUAAGGGCAGUCCUUUCCCCAGACGUCCGGGAACCCCUUUUUGAAGACCGGGACCAAGUCUUUGUCCUUCCCAUUAAAAUUCUUUAUGACCCUGUUCUACAUGACCACCUGCUAGAAAGUCUCACACACACUUUAAAAGACACUCUAAGAGAGCCACAUGCCAACACUUCCAUUUUGUAAAGAGACUUUCUCAAGGUUUUAUCCAUAUUUUUCUACUUGAGUUAAAUCUUAAGAUUGGCUUUCUGAGCCAAUUUUCCAAUCAAAAAACUGAUCAAUAUCCUAAUGCCGUAUUAUGUUAUAUGUACAUAAUUUGAUCCCUUGUUGAAAUCGAUUGAGUUACUUGUUAAAUUACUGGAGACCUUUGCGUCAUGUAUCACUGAAAUGUUCCCGUUCUCUAUCCUAGAAUUACAUGUUUCUCACUCGUUGUUUUCUCCCAUUAUCUUUAUUUGUUGUGGCUUCUGUUUCAGUGUGUUCUCUUGGUUGGUUUAUAUAUUGAUUUGCACUGACAUGUCGUUGUAUUGGCACUUCUAAUUGCAAACACAUGAUGCCAGGAAUGGAACACCAAGUAUGUACAGGCAUUUUGUGCACCCUUACUAGCGCAUAAAAAUCACGUUUGUGGGUUUUUACUACUGGGGUAAAUCAGUUUUUAUUUUCCAAGUGGUAUAUAAUUAUAAAAAAAUUUUUUUUUUUUUUUUUUUACAGCAUAAUUUUCCCGUCAGUGAUAACAGUUCAGACUACAGCUAUGAUUCUGACACUGAUCAUGCAGAAAGACCGCACAAAGAAUUGAUACACAAAGAUUUUGAUUCCAUGUUUGCUCAGGUAUGUUUAAACUGGUUUUAUUUCUAAAUCCUGUUUUUGGACUCAAAAGUAUCCAUCUUCUUAACCCAUUUGUGACUUUUUUCCCCUUGUUAAUGAAGUAAACCAUGUUUUAUACAUAUAAAACUCAGACGGGCUUGUUGGAUUAAUUUUUAUAUUUUAUUUUCCCUUAAUUAUAACUAUACUAGUUGCAUGCAUGUAUAUAUAAACCUCAAACAAAGUGAACAAAUUGGCGCUAAUAGUGUCUUCCCCCACUUAACUUUAAAAACUUAAAUGGCUUUUCUUUAUGUGAUGAAUUAAAGGGAUGAACACUGAAGAAAAAUAACGAUAAAGCCUCAUAAAAAAAAAAUGUAUUUUAUAAAGAAUCUAAUUCAUAAAUAAUAAAAUUGUAAAAUAUUUAUAAAAGGAUACAUGCGUAUUAAUUUUUAAAAAUCAACAUUUAGUCCCCCCAGUGCUUAGUGUUCAAUAUAAAUAUCCACCUCUCCAAUGUUUCCCCAUUUUCUGUAUGCAUAAAAAUCUAAGCCCACUAGAAUCCAGGUUAUGUUGUUUUUUAAAUAAUCAGACACACUAUGGAUAACUAACCCUGUUUUAGGGGAUUAAUUUGCUGAGAUUGGCAGAGGGAACCCUUCUAACUUUAUUAGUUGUGUUAGGAUUUGAGUUAGGUGCAAAUUGAUACUUGGCAAAGAUGUGCAUAGGGGGUAAUGUUGUACUCAGAAGAUGUUUCUAAGUACAGUUCAGUGAAUUGUUUUACAGUGGCAUACAUUUAAAAAAAAAGUUAUAAUGCAUAUGUAAGAAUUGUAAAAUAUACAUUAAUACCACAAACUUUGAAAAUAUAGCAUUUCAAUAAAACUUACCAUAUCAUGUGAGAGUGCCCAUAGUUUCCAUAUUGAUAUGCAUUUAUGGAGUAAUUGAGUUUGUCACUUAAAAAAAGCACCAUCAAAAACUGCACUGGUCAGGUUAUUAAUUAAGCCCUGUAUUUUUACAAAAACUUGACAUGGGUAUGCUAAGGGGGGUCAUUCUGUACUCAUAGCUGUGAACAAAUUACUGAUUGCAAUAUGCAUACUCGGUGGUGUUUACUCGUAACUGCAUGCAAUUAUGAGAUCAUUUGAACUGUUAAACUUAUACAUUACCCCAAAUUAAGACAUAGGCCCAUGAAAUCCAUAAUUUAAAAUCCUGCAAAUUUGGAAAUCUGCAAAAACCAAAAUAGUCAGAGAUGUAGACUCUUAUGUUACUGUACCUUCGCUUUACCUUUGCAGGAUAGGGACAAAGGCAUACGUUGGAGAUAGUUUUACUCCAGACAACUUCCCUCUCGUAAAUUAAGGGUUUAAUCGUAGACACACGUGAGAUUUACAAAAUGCCCAGCAAAGAUGAAAUGUGUGUAUGUAAAAUAAAUAAAUUAAAAAAACAUGCAUAACAAAUCGUUUUUACCACAAACUUUGACCUAAACUACUAAACAUGCUCGCACAUUAAGGGACAAUAUUCACCAUAUGAGAUACCCUGGAGUGUAUACUUUCACAAAUGGAUUGGACUAAUUUAAACAGUCAAACUGCUAUAAUGCCCCCCAAUAAAGCCCCAUCACAAUCCUAACUUUAAAAAAAUAGCACGGUUUCUCUUAAAUGGCACUGUAGCAUUACAGGAUAGUGGUCAAAGCAUACAUUGGGGGAUUGGUUUUUCCUCCGAAGAUGUACCUAAACACAAUAUGAUUGUGUAGGCCUAGCACACAUCAGGUUUAUAAAAUACAUUAAAAAAAAAAGAGACAUUUUAGUCAGGAAUGAUUAAAACUUGUUACAAAUCCGCUCAGCUUUUUAAAUUGUGAUAUUUGUGUUUUUGUGUGUGAAGUUUACUCAACAUUCCAUAUAUUUUUCUAUUGUAAAUCUAGUCUAUAUGUUUAACUUUGAACUGUUCCUGUCUGUAUGUUACAUAUGUAAAAUUUGCAAAAAGAAUAAAACAAACAAAAAAAACAAAGUACCCUUAAUUAAAUAGCCUGUCAUGUCUACUUUACAUAAAUAUAUAAUUUUGUGUGGCAAGUUUGUUUUCUGUGAUGGCUAAUAAACUUACAAUACAAACAUACCAACUUCUAAAGAUCGACUCACAUUGAAAAUGUAUUCUGUGACCAGUAACUACCAAAAAUAAAUUGAAAUCCUAGAUAGGUUCUGUAAAUCAGGAUGAAUACAUUUAUUUAUUUUGAAUAACGUUUGUUAACCCACUGAAGUGCCUCUCGGAUUAACUACGCAUAUUUUUUUUUUUUUAAAGGACAAGAAGGGCUUAAACAAAACAUUAUGUAGAAAUAAAAUGUUUAAAAAUGGGGGUAUGGAGGAAAACACAUUAAUUUUUCACAUUUUGUUUUAUACCUUUUACACAUCAAAUGCAAUUAAAUAAAAAGAACUUAAAGUAGAUUAAUAUAUCAGUCCUGAUUGUAAAAUACCUAAAGUAAUUAUAAUUGUACUGCAGCCAUCUACUGACUUUUUUUCAGUAUUACCGGAUGAUUUUCCUGUAUUACUGAAUGAAGCACGAUUUCGUGCUUUGACCAUUGCUAGGCAGCUGGCAAAGCCCAGCACCAAUCAUAGUUGUCUUAUGGACAUACAGGGAGACCCUCUAUUACUAUAAAACAGAUUUUUGUCUAUAUUCCAGUGGCAGGUAUACUCUCUUUUUAAGCUCCAAAUAAUGCAAAAAUACAGAUAAGCUGAAAAAUAAGUGAAAUGAUCUUACUUUGGAAAAUGUAAUUUGAAGGCCACGCAGUGCCAUUGCUCAGCCAUGGUGUUCUGAAUGAAUUUAAAGUGCUCUCUACCACGCUACUUCAGCUAAUUGGUCAAUCUGGCGUCUUCAAAACAUGACCCAAGCUUACAGAGUGGAGCCCUAGCUAUCGAGUGAUACCCGGAUCACCCCAGUUUUAGCAAGGAUAAAACCCUGCUUACACCAUGAUCUAACUAUAGACAUUUAGAAAACCGUGCAUGAUAUGUGUUGGUGCAAUAAAUGAGAACGAAGAACAUUGCAGUUGAACACACACACACGGCAAAAUGCCAAGAUUGCUCGUGUCCUUAAAGGGUUACUGAAGUCAUCUAGACCACUUUAUAUCAGUGAAGUGGUCUGGGUGCAGACCCCUCUCUCCCAGUACUGGAUGGGUUAAAAACCCUUUUGUCACUUACUUGAUUUCAUCUGCGCUAGGUUCGGCCCCUCCUCCACCAAUGGGGGUGGGGCCUAAUGCGCAUAGUGGCAAUCGCAUUAAGACUUCCCCAUAGGAUGGCACUGAACCAAUGCUUUCCUAUUGAGUUCUAGCUGACGCUGAAAGUCCUCAUGCAAAAAAGGAGUUUCAUUCAGGUCUUUUGUACUUCCAUGAUGUUAGAAUGGCUAUAACCUUUAUUAAUCAGCUGUUGAUUUGUUAAACUUAAAUGUACAAUGUGUAUUAUGCAUUUAGCAGUCUGCAUUUUUUUACAUCAUUUUUUUUGUUUGUUUGUUUGUUUUUUUUUCCUUUUUAAUAUAUAUAUUUAUGACUAUUUUUAUUUUAGCCUCCACCUUUUUUAGGAAACUACACGUCUCCUAAAGCAAAGAGGAAGAAGAUUAUGAAUGAGUAUGAUGAUUAUGGAAACUAUAGUGAUGACGACUAUAACGAUGAAGAGGAUGAUUUCGCUGAACAGCUUAAACACUAUCGACAAGCUAAGGAAAGUUCAAACACCUCUGAACCCCCUUUUAAGAACCCCUGUACAAAAGGAAUUCAGCAAGGUAACUGUUUAAUAAUUGGACCGUAAAACAGGAUUCUUUUUAAUUUUUUUUUUUUUUCCUUUUGAUCUUUCAAAAGUUAACAUAUAAAAGUGAAAUAAAUAGAAUAUAUUAAUGGCAAGGUUUAAGGUGUAUUUUUAGCUACAGGAGUAUGGAUUUCCACAAAUCGGACUUUGUAUAUCAAAUCGUAGUAAAUCUAAAAAAAAAUUUAAGAGCAGUGUAAAAUACAAACUUUAUACGCAUGCUAGUGUAAGGGAUGACUUUGUGCCACAAAUUAAAUGUAAUCGGUCUGUCAUAUGCACUUUAAAAAAACCAAACAUUUAUGAACACUUUAUUACACACUGAAGUAAUGGCAACUAGGAUACAGGGGAAGGUUAUCUCCACAGUGUGAAUAAAGGCCUACAGUACUGUAACGUGGAACAGCGCCAGGGAAUGAUUGCUAAAGGUGAAGUUUCAUAUAAAGGCAUUAUUAUACUGUAGUUCUUAUAUAGUGCUCUUAACCAGAGCACUUUACAAUUCAUGCAGAAAUAACUGGUACGUAUAUAAACGGGUUAAUUAGACAAACUGAAACAAAAGUAGAAGAUGGCCCUUGUUGUGAGUUGUUUAUUAUUUAUAAAGCGCCAACAAGUUCCGUAGUGUUGUACUAUGUGUGGACUAACAGACAAGUAUUUGUAACCAGAUGAGUUAGACACACAAGAACAGAGGGAUUGAGGGCCCUACUCAAUGAGCUUACAUGCUAGAGAGAGUGGGGUAAAGUGACACAAAAGGUAAGGCUAGGGUAGAAAAGUAGGUUGCUAGGAUAUUGUUCAUUGAGGGUUUAGUAUUUUGUUUUUAUGAGAGGAAUCGUUUCAGGAGGGAAAGCUGUUCAGUUUAAUAUGCUUUCCUAAACAAAUACAUUUUCAAAGAUAUUUUUUUUUUUUUAAGUAGUGGAGAUUGGGUGAAAGUGUAACCAAGAGGGGAAGAGCAUUCCAUAGGAAUGGUGCAGCCUUAGAGAAGUCUUUAACCCCUUAAGGACACAUGACAUGUGUGACAUGUCAUGAUUCCCUUUUAUUCCUGAAGUUUGGUACUUAAGGUGAGCCUCAGAGGUAGUAGUUCAAACAGAGGUUAGAUAUAGGUUUCCGGCAAAGCGUACGGGCCUAGACGGGACAUAUUUGUGUAUUUGUGAGGCUAAGUAGGUUGGAGCAGCAUUGUGUAGAGAUUUGUAGGCAAGAAUCAGGAUCUUAAAUUGAGUCCUAAAUCUUACGGGAAGCCAAUGUAGGGACUGACAUUGGGGGGAGGUGCGGGCAGAAAGAAAGAUGAUCCUUGCUGCAUUCAUUAUUGACUGUAACGGGGCAAGUUGGGAACACGUAAGACCACUGAGAAGCAAAUUACAGUAGUCAAGGCGAGAGAGGACAGCGACAUGGAGAAGCACCAUUGCCGUGUCAGGCGUUUAAUAGACAGAUGCACACGAUAUUUGUGUGAUGGAAGCGGCAGGAUUUGGCAAUUGAUUGGACAUGAGGGGUGAAGGAGAGGUCGGAGUCAAAGAGAACACCUUGGCAGCGAGCCUUAGAGGUAGAGCGGAUGGUAGCACCAUCGACUUGGAGGGACACAGACAAGGGAGUAGCAACCCUUGAGGGAGGGAAGACCAGAAGUUUUGUUUUGGACAGGUUCAGUUAAAGGAAAUGAGCAGCCAUCCAGAUGGAAAGAGCUCCAGGAGAGAGCGGUAUCUUGUAGACCGAGAUUACAGAGGAUGAGAAGAAGCUGUUGAUGAUCAACCGUGUCAAAAGCAGCAGAAAGGCCGAGGAGAAUAGGAUAGAGUAUUGGCCAUGGGAUUUUGCAGUGAUAAGAUCAUUGGAUAUUUUGGUCACAGCUGUUUCAACAGAGUGACGAGCGUGGAAUCCAGAUUUAAGCGGGUCAAGCAGAGAGUUUGAUUCAAGGAAGUCUGUCAAUCUCGCAUACACAACUCUCUCAAGGAUCUUGAAAACAAACGGCAGUAGUUGGACGGGGAAUUAGGGUCAAAGGUGGGCUUUUUCAGAAUCAGGGUUACGGUUACAUGUUUGAAGGGUAGAGAAAAUGUGCCAGAGGAGAGAUUUAAUUUUUUUAGUGAGGCAGAACAAGAGAAGGAGACAAAGUGCGUAUGAGAUACGAAGGAAUAGGAUCGAGGGAACAGAUGGUGGGGUGGGAGGAACAGAGCUGGGCAGAAACCUCUUCUACUGUAGCGGGUGCAAAUGAGCAUAAGACAGCUGAGGGAGUGUGAUUAGGGGAAAAGUUGGUAGUGGAUGGAGAGAGAUGGGAGAUCUCUUCCCUAAUUGCAGAAAUAUUCUCAGUGAAAUGAGUCGCAAAGUUUGUGGCUGUCAAGUUGGUAGGAGGCACGACCGGGCGCAGAAGGGAGUUAAAAGCAUGAAACAUUUUGGGCUUGCGGGAGAGUGUGGUUAUGAGUGUAUUGAAAUAGUUUCCUCUUUUGAAGAGGAAAGAGCCAGACUGUAGAAGUGCAGCAUAAAUUUAUAGUGGAGGAAGUUAGACACAGAGUGAGACUUUCUCCAGCAGCGUUCAGCAGUUCUGAAACAUUUGUGGAGGUAUUGGAUCAGCUUGGUGUGCCAGGGUUGUAAUUGGGGGCACUUAGUGCGUUUAAGUGUAGGAGGUGCCGUAGUGUCUAGUUGAGAGGCGAGAGUGGAGUUGGAGUGGGUGAAAGGAGACUUUGGAGGUUGGUGGAGAAUUGCUGUAGGUCAAGACAAUGGAGGUUUCUGCCAGACUAAUAUGGUGAGGGUGGUGUACUUUGGGUACGGGGUAUGCGGAUGUCAAUGGACAGCAGAUGGUGGUCAGGUAGAAGAAAAGGAACAUUGGAGAGAUUAGAGGUGGUAUGGAGAUUGGUGAAUAUGAGGUCAAAAGUGUUUCCUGCUCGAUGAGUGGAUGAAUUAGACCACUGUGUGAGUCCAAUGGAGGAGGUUCUAGAGAGGCAUCAUGGCAGUUAGGGUUGUUGAUUGUUUACAAUCUAGAAAGGAAUUGUACAUUGAGACCGUGAUUGUCAUUGGUGAAGGAUCAUUCUCAGAAUGGUAGGCACUAUAUGCUAAAUAAGACAAAGUAGUUUGCUGACUGAAAUCUGAAGACUCCUGGAAGAGUUGAUGCCAAGUGUAAGCCAGCUUAGCUCUUUUUGCUAUAUUUUGAAGACCAAUAUUAACACAGAUCUAAUUUCUUGAUUACUAGUGUCAUCUUAUAUAUUUUUAAAGGAUGUUAUUCUGUAUUGUUCCUGGUCAAACUGAAUUUGCUUUUUAAUUAUUUUUAAAUGUCCUUAAUACUCUAAGAGUGUCUUAAAUGGUGCCAUAUGUUAAAUGUAGUGAUUUAUUAUUUUAGGACUUGAUCAGCAAGGUAAGGGCUUUUAUUAUGGGAGAGGUCGUGGUGCACAGAAGAAGAUGAAUAUGAAGGAUCGUGGAAGAGGAAGAGGUGCUCAUAAGGGACCAAACACUUACUAUCAAGAUGGAUUUCAAGAGGUGGGCAAACUGGCCUUUAAAUGCUGAAGAAACAUUAUGUUUUUAUUUAGGCAUCACCACCGGUUCAAAGCAAAUUAUUAUUUUUUUUUAUAUAUUUAACUCUGUGGACAAGAUCAGUCUUAAAGCACGGCCAUCUUGUUAAAGAUACAUUUUUUUUUAAUUUUUUUUUAAAGGCGCAGCCAUCUUGUUCAGGCUGCUCCUACAUCACUGCUGUACUCUUUUGCAUGCGUUCGACUGCAGCAUGGAGGUAUAUGCAGGAUCCCAUGAGACUGUGCGAUACUCCAUAGACUCAGCCAAUUCCCUGCAGCCAUCACUAGUGACUGCUGUUGGGAUUGACACUUAGACUCCAAGUCUAAGAAAGUCAGGUGGAUCUCUUGACUGGUUGAAAUUUCAGUGAUUCUAUCUUUUUGAAAUGCUCCUUUUUUUUCAUAGAUGGGGUGACAGUGCUGCUUUUAACUAUUAAUAUUAAAAUUAUUUAAAAAAAUGUUUUGGCCUUUCCUGUGUCCUCUUUUAGAUAGUUUGAAUGAUUAAUGCCCCAUAAUAGUGUAAGUGGGGGUUGUCUUUAGCCACAAUACUAGGUUUGUUCAUGGUACUGGUUUUAUUUGGCAAAAAAACUGUGAGCCAUGAAGACUGAAAUAAGACCUAAUUAAAAGAGCAGUACAAAAGACGUUUGGUGGUGAUGAAUGUACAAUAAAUAAAUACUUUUGUCUUAAAGUUUGCUUGUUCAAGUUUGCCUUGGCCAAAAAAGUUUCUUACCAGUUGUCUUUAGUAUCUGACAGCCAUUACUCAUGAAGAUUGAUGAGUGUGUGGAAAGGAACAGAACUAGACGGUAGGAAGUGUCAGAGUGAAGGGGGAAAUUAAAGGGGCAAUGAAUUUGUGUGAGAGAAAAUAUAACAUAUAAGAUCCAGUGCACUCGGGAUCUUGUAUAUAAUAUAUGUAUUUUCAGGUGAGUGCAGCCUCUUUUGUUUUUGCCCCCAGUUUUCCUGAGCUGAACUCAAAGAUCUAAGACUUUGUCUAUGUACACAAAAGGCCAAUUUCUCUCAAAUAUUGUUCAUAAAUCUGUGUUAGUGAGCACUUCUCCUUUACUGAGAUAUGCCACACCUGUGAGGUGGAUGUAUUAUCAAGAUGCUUAUUAGACAGCAUGAUUAUUGCAAAGGUGUGCCUUAGGCUGGCCACAAUAAAAGGCCACUCUAAUGCAAUAAAAGUGUUGCCUUUAUAAUUUUGUUCAGUGUAUAUAAUAUUAAAAAAUAUAUGUAUAUGUACCCUAAAUUUAGAGAUGUGUUUUGGUACCUAACUCCUCUAUUUCUAUUUUUUUAUUAUAGGACAAUAAACCUGUUAAAAAAUGGGUUACUAUGAGUCAAGAGUUUAUUAAUCAGCAUACAGUGGAACACAAGGGAAAACAAAUCUGCAAAUACUUCUUGGAGAAGAGGUGUAUUAAGGUAAACUAAUAAUAUGAAUUGUGUUACUAGCCUAGGCCAAAACACAAGAUAUCAAAGGGUGAUUUGUGUAUAUGUAUGUAUGUAUGUAUAUAUAUAUUGGCUUCAAUACACAAAUACAUUAACAUAGUACAGCCAUCUGAACCUCACCACUACUGUUCCAGUUAUUUUGGAGAUUUUUGUUGUUUAGGUCUGUGAUGAGACAUAUGCAUUGUGAAAUACAUAGACUAUUUACAAGUGAUAUUCCUCUCUCAACAUAUGGGACUUUCUCUAAAAUCUUUUCUUCUCAUCACAGACCUAAACAACAAAAAUCUCCAAAAUAACUGGAACAGUAGUGGUGAGGUUCAGAUGGCUGUACUAUGUUAAUGUAUUUGUGUAUUGAAGCCAAUUACAGGCCAGUCACUAAAAUUCUUUAUUUACAUAAACCAUUGCUUGAGUCAGGUUGACGAUGACUGUUGUCCUUGUAUCCUGAGACUUGUUUUGGAUGCUAUGAUGUAUAUUUUCUAGUUGAAAAUGUGAGUGGACCAAUAAUGCACACUGGACACCCUGUAUACUAACUUACUAAGCUCAUGCCUAUGUUUUCUUAAUUGCUAGCAAUAUUUAAUUUUAAAAUGUAUUGCAGUUUAGUUAUCCAUUAAAACAAAUCAAGGGAAAAUAAAUGAAAAUAAAUAGUAGAGCCAGUAUGUAAAUAGAAAUGGAGACAGAUUACUAGAGAUUUAUAAUGGGGAAUGGGGGGUAACCCCUGAUUGAUAAGUUUAAAAAACAGAGAAAAAGAAAAAAAAAUCUCAGAUUGUAAUCUGCCUAAGGGAGAGCAAGCAAAUUCUUAAGAUUUAACUUUUAAUUCUGGGUGGUCUGGGUACUCGUUAUAACUGAGAGAGAGUAGAAUUUGGGUUAAGGGGUGCCCUCGAAGGCACAGUUGCCUCCACUUAUAGGCGAACAGGUUUCUUACACUACUCCUUAGUCUACACAUAUGAACUACACAUCUCUCCUUUGUCUGAUAAGCGAUAGGAGCUGCAGGAAUAUACCAAAAGAUAUAUAGGUAUUUAACCGAAAUAUAGUGUAAUAACAGGGACCAUACUGCAGUUCACUCCUAUUUUACAAACUGUAUCAUGAUCUAUUUCUCUAGACCAUAGCCCUCUACAGAUUUACACAUCCUAUCUGUUUUCACUAUAUGUUUUUACUAUUUUUGCUAUACACUUUAUACUUAUUUUUUAACUUACUAUAUUAAAAUAUUAAGUCUUAAUAGGAAUUUGCUUGCUCUCCCUGAGAUUUUUGUUUUCUUUUUCUCCAUUUUUUUGAAUCCAUUAAAACAAAUACCCAUAUUGGUUAUUUGUGUCCAUCUAUUAAAUGUAAUGAUUUAUUGCAUUUGCUGAUCAUUUAAUUGGGGCAAACAAUCGCUAAACUUAUAAUCAUUAAUUACAUAGUUACAAAGCUGAAAAGAAACUUGCAUCAAUCAAGUUCAGCCUUCCUCAUGUUUGUUUUUGCUGUUGCUCCAAAAGAAGGCAAAAAAACCCAGUUUGAAGCACUUCCAAUUUUGCAACAAACUAGGAAAAAAUUCCUUCUUGUCCCCAGAAUGGCAGUCAGAUUAAUCCUUGGAUCAAGAAGCUAUUACCCUACAUUGAAAAAUUAUAUAAUUGAAUAUUCCCUUUUUGCAAGUAUUAAUGGCUAUCAUAUCCAAACCAUUGUCUCAGCAGUCUGGUGGAAAUACUGUAUUCUGUAUGCUUGGCUGUGCUACUUAGUCUGGUCCCACCAUGAUUAGCCAGUUGAAGGUUUAGUACAUACAUGACCCCCUAAAGUAGUAUAAAAUAGUAGUAACCACCAUUAUUUCUGUAUAAAAUCGGUUCUAGCUAUUUAUAUAGCCUGCAUAAUUGUACUCUUUUACUUUGUUUUCCAUCACUGUAGUUUUAAUUCUUUCAUAACACUUUAUGUAAAUUUUUUAAAACCUAUCAAACACAUUGCACUUCUAAAUCUUGUCACAUUGAAAAAAAAAAACACAGCAACCUAUUGCUAUCGAUUUUAAACGUUUGGCUUGGUUACUUGGGGGGAAAUCCGUAACACCUACUCCCUGAAUCCAGGAAGUUUUAGGUUUCGGGGUUAUUCACAAGGUGAGAAUUGAAAGUAAAUUUCAAGCAUUCUCAAAGUCGGUUAUGCUUCCAGUUUGGCUACUUUGGCCUUAAAUUUGAAAUUCACUUCGAGUUCUUACUUUAGUCCCGCCUGAUAGACAGAACCACCUGUAGCAGUAUUUUGCCUAGAAAGACAUUUUUUUUUUCAUCUGUACACAUAAACUCCUUUUUAUUAAGCAGGUUUGUUUAGUGCUUUAGAGCAUUCCUUACCAAACUUUCCCACCUCAAAUACUCCUUGUAUGGUGAGUGCAGCAUGCUCUGGGUCCCUAACAAACUGCAAGGAAGGACACACACGCCCAUGGUGUUAUUAGACCUGAAACUAGUAGCUGUGGGAUUGAUUGUUCGCGUUACACUAUACGCGAACUAUGCAGUACCAAGGUAUCUGUCUGAUCACAUUAGGUUUCCUUUGGAGUUUUUAUAUAGGACUUUAUUUCACAAGUUGUUUUUCUAUUAUUUUGUAUUUUUGUCAUAGUUGUGACUGGAUACAUUUUUUUUUUUUAUUUACCGGUUGCAACUAUUACUACUGUCUUAGUGAAAAUAUAAGGACAUGUGAUAUUAACUGCAUUAUACCAUUUCUGAUAUUCUUUAUAGAUAUGGUAUACUUAGGGGGUAAUGGAUUUGAAUUUGUUGCUGUGGCAAAAUUUACCAGAACAAUGUAUUGGUUUAUUCUUUUUGGGGGGUUUUCGAUCAAACUGUGCGUACAGGGUAUUCCACUUUACACACAGAAGUGUUUUGGAUGUUUGUUAAAAACUCCUAAAUCCAUUCUAAUUUAAAGGACCACUAUAGGCACCCAGACCACUUCAGCUUAAUGAAGUGGUCUGGGUGCCAUGUCCAGCUAGGUUUAACCCUUUUUUCUGUGAACAUAGCAGUUUCAUAGAAACUGCUAUGUUUACCUAUGGUUUAAUCCAGCCUCUAGUGGCUAUCUCAUUGACAGCCGCUAGAGGCACUUCCGCGAUCACAGUGAGAAGACGCCAGCGUCCAUAGGAAAGCAUUGAGAAUGCUUUCCUAUGGACUGGCUGAAUGCGUGCGCGGCUCUUGCCGCGCAUGCGCAUUCAGCGGGUGACGUCAGAAGAGGGAGGAGAGUCUCAGCGCCAUGGAAGUGGGACCCUGAGGGGGUGGGGGCACCCUCAGGGCACUAUAGUGCCAGGAAAACGAGUAUGUUUUCCUGGCACCAUAGUGGUCCUUUAAGACUGUGAAAGUUUUAUGGUUGGCAAAUGUCAUGGCAUUGCAGUGCUGCAACAGCUGGGGCCCAGGACUGCUAUUUAACAAAAAAAUGUUUACAGGUGUUUUAAUCCUCUUCUCUUUCUCCAGGGAGACCAGUGUAAAUUUGAUCACGACGCAGAAAUUGAAAAGAAAAAAGAAAUCUGCAAGUUUUAUAUAUUGGGAUACUGUACCAAAGGAGAGAACUGCCUUUACAUGCACAAUAUCCUUUUACUAGAGUUCCUAUGUUCGAUUGUUAAUUUAAUGAAAUUGAAACACCCUAUUCAAGCCCUUAGGAAUAAAUGCUUUAUUCUAAAAUGGCUGCUUUUAUCUGUAGCAGCUUUAAUGAAAUGAAUACAACUUGCUCUUUGCUGGUAAAGCUCUAAGUAUAUACUGGUUAGGCACAGUAGUAAUUGGAAACAAAAUAUUGUUUUGAAUAUUUUUAUUGUAUGCAUAACAUAAGUUCAUACGUCAAACUGAUUUGUAAUAAAGCAAGUGAUUGCCCACGCAGGGGCUUAAGCAUUGGUUUAGCACAGUAUAUACCUUUGGUUGCCUGCGCAGAGGCAGAUCCGUCUUAGCCUGUUUAGCUUAACUUUUUUUUUUUAUUAUUAUUAUUUAUUCACAGUCAGUUGCUUUGUGCUCUAUACGUUUAUGUACUGUGUAGCCUUUGUAGUUCGGUUGGAGCGUUAAAUAAGUGUAUUGUGUUAGCUGGUGUGUGCAAGUGUUGUGUGUUUGCUGGUUAGGAGAUGCAGAAUUGUCGCCUGUGCUGAGGCAGGUUAAUCCGCUUGCUAGUUAGAUGCGGUCAUUAAGCAAUAAUCAAAAAUAUAGAAGCUUUUCCAACUUUAAACAUAAGGAGCAUAUUUGUUUUUAGGCAGCUGUGCAUUAAUAUAUAAUAUGUGUUUGGACCUCAUCAUGUAGUUGUUGUGCUCGGUAGGUCCCUGCGUGUUUUGCGUGUGUUAGAAGUUUUUGGCUUUCUGUUGUGUCUGUUAGGGUCUGCAUGUAUUAUUGAGUUUGUUUAUUUUCUCCAUUGUUAUCGUAAUGCAUUCGCAGGUAACAUCAGUGCGAGUAUUGAGGUAUUGGUUGCCCGCGCAGGGGCAUACGUUUUCCAUACAGACAUUUGUGAGCUUUUUGUCGCCUACGCAGAGGCUGGUUGGUUAUUGCCUGCUUGAUACAGUAUAUAGGUAUCGAUUUGUUUGCUUGCUGUGUUUAUCUGUGUGAGGAAACAAAAUAUUGGUCAAGGAAAUAGAGCAACAUUUUUAAAUAUUAAAUAUUACCUUUCAUGAAAACCAAGAUGGGCACCUUAUGACCAGAUUAUCUACAUUUUGUUUGCCAUUAAAAGGGAGUAUUUAGAAUUUCCCUUUAAAGGGAUACUUUAUGCACCAACAAAACUUUAGCAUAAUUAAGCAGAUUUUGUGUAUAAAUUAUGCCCCUGCCGUUCCACUAUUCCAUUUUGUCAUUUAGCAAUUAAAUCACUAGCCACACCCCCAAUGACUUGUACAGCCAGAAUGAAAAAGAAUUGUUUCAUUUUCCAUCAAAGUGUGUUCACUUUAGAAGUUUUAACUCCUGCUCUGGUAAGUAAACUGUAAUCACGCAAUGAGGCUACUGCAGGUUUUUGCAUACUAUUAAUAGAUCAGAAGAUAAGAAAUUCUACAUUAAACACAAUGCGCAAUAAAGAAAAUUUUAAACAUGUUAUCCCUAUUUAUAGAUAAAACAGAACAGGUAAAUAGAAAGUAGUGCAACAGAACGUGCAGGCAUCCCUAUUUAUAGGAAAUAUGUAGUGAGACUGUGCAGGUCACAUGUAAGGGAAAUGUGACUAAGGGUUCAUAAAAUGAAUUAAUUGAUAAAUGGCAGAGAAUUGAGCAGUGAGAUUGCAGGGGCAUGAUCUAUGCACAAAAAAAACCCUCUCCUUUAAACUAAAGUUGUUUUGGUGCCUGUAGUGUCCUUUUUAUGUUUAAUAUUGAUAUUUUCUAAAUAUAGGCUCUGUCACUGCUAGUAUGUAUUGGUACAGCUUUACUACACUGUAGUGAUUGGACUCCUGGAUAGGGCAUACUCUCUCAAUAUAGCGUUAGCCUUCAAGAACCUGAAAGUUGUCCUAAGCAUACUCCACACAUGAGUGCAGCAUUUGCUAUGUGUCUGUAAUGAGCAAAAACAAGCUUCUGAGUAUCAGAGCCUUUUGUCCUGUUUUACAAAUGGUUAUGGGUUGCUAUGGUUUCUUAAAUCCUUAAUGGCUAUAUACAUGAAUUUCCAUGCAAGUUUUACCAUACAGGAGUGAAAUGCUACCAAGGAGAUAACUGCAAGUUUUCACAUGAGCAAUUGACUGACGACAUGAGGGAAUUAUUGCAUAAGGUAAUCUUUUAAUGUUUACUGCUCUGGUGGAACUAGCAUCUGACAUGAAAAGUAACAUAAUAGCAUUUAUCUUGCUUAUUAAUGUUUUGUGCAUUUAUCACUUAUGUCCAAUUGUAAACUAUUAUAUAUAUAUAUAUAUAUAUAUAUAUAUAUAUAUAUAUAUAUAUAUUCUAAACUGAACAAAAUGCUGUAAACCUUUUAAAGGCCCAAGAAUCGUUACAUUAAGCUGCAGUGGUUCUGGUGUUUUAAAGUGCCUGCCCCUAUAGUCUCAGCAGUGAUUACAUUGCUACCUAAUGCCACCCGUAGUGGCUUUCACUCUUGACAGACCCAAGAUGUGCUUCCUGGUUGUGUAAUUAAUAAUGAAAUAAAAAAAGUAGCCCUAACAUCACUCUUAACUUUUUUUGUUUUCCUAACGUAUGUGUUCCUUUUAAGCAUUUUGGUAUUUUUAUUAAGUAAUCCGUAUAAGCACUUCUUUAAUUGCUAAUAAAAUCCAGUUAUGUUUAAUAUAUGCCUUUUAUAUAUUUUAAUGCAGCAUUUAAAAAUGGAAGAAGAGCCACAGCAUGAAGAAGAAAACGACAUGGACAACAUGCGACGACAUGGGUAGGUGCCUUUUUAUUUCCAGUAAUGCUACAACCUAAUUUUCUCUUGGGAGCGAUAUUCCAAUAUAUCCAGUAUAUAAUUCGUAUAUAUGGUGGAUGUAUCCAGUAUAUCUUUUUACAAGUGGAAAUUAUUUGUACAGCAUAAUUUGCCUGUAUGGGCUUCUGUUGCCACUCUGCACUCUUAAAGUAAGCCACAGAAAAUUAACUUACUGCUACAGUGCAAAUGUCAUUGGGCAAUAUAUAGGAUGCAAACAAACUCAGUGUUUUAUUAAACCCAUGUACUUAAGUUGCUUCAAUGACAAACACCGACAUGAUGUUCAAAAUGCAGGUAUGUGUGCACCCUGGUUUAGGAUUUACAAAAGCCUUCAACAAGUAACGUUUCAGCUAACAUCAUACCGGUUUACAAUAAUUGAUUCCCUAUCCAGUCAUCAAGCCACAACAGCAGCUGAGGAUUUAGGGAUUUUCAAAUUCUUUUCCACUGAGGACACUGACAAACAAGGACAUUCGGUAUUCCUUCAGGAACUGGAUUGGCAACCACUGUUGUAAGGUCUUCUCUAUAGAUGGAUAAAAUGUACAUAAUGUAAAAAGGAACUUUCAUAAUUUAACUGGCGAUGUCUGUUUUCGUUUAUUUCAAUAAACGCUUAAGUAAUUGAAGUGAGGUGUGCGGUGCAAAGAGGUGAAAGAUACAUUUUCCACCACCGCACAUCUGGGUGUUGGCUUCCAGUACAAGUUUGCUGUGAUGGAAUGCCAGGAUCAUGGUAUACCAGUUAUUUACUUGGUAUGGCAAGCCGAAUCUUCACGGACUUACAUGUAAUGUAAAUCUAAGUGAAGGAAGAACAUAGAUAUGUAUGAAUGUGUGUGUAAUGUCAGCAAAAGGUCCUGGAGGCAUCAUAAUAAACCAGAAGCCAAAGCUCUAGAGUGGUUUUAGAAUGUUUUCAUAACCCUGAGAUGACAUGAUUGUACCUUUUUAUAAAUGCUUCUUUGGUUUGUAUUAUAGCUAAUGCUACACUGUUUGCACUGUAGGGCAGCUACUUCUAUUAUUGGUUGCUGUCCUAAAUUCAGCCCAUUUGGAGAUACUUUAGAGGAGAGAAUUGUACCGCACAAUGUCAGUCACAUCAUGCAUUACAUUUUUUUAAUAUUUUUGUAUGAUGGAAUCCACUUUGCAGCAAAGGACUUGAAAACAUUAUCUUGUCGUAUUUUACGGUUUUAAUAUAAAAUAAAGGUUAAUGUAGGAUGACGGGCUAAAACUGAAAAAUAUCUUUAAUAUCUCCUGUAUUUUGUCACUUUCAUGCAGAGCAAAGUUUUACAACUCUCCAUACAUGGGAAUGCAAUUCCAAGGCAAUCCCCCAUCAAUGUACAACUCUGAACCACUUCCAGAACCACCAUCCAAUGUUUUGCCUGUGACUACAAGUCCACCAAUACAAACUGCUGCUGGGUAUUGUAGCCCAAAUAUGCCUGUAAUGAAUGCACCAUUUGGUACUUCUGGAAUGCCAGGCCAUAUGGGAAACAACCACAGAGAUGGUCACAGUUUGCCAGGCCCUCCCUUUCUUCAGAAUGCAGAUGACACACAUCAUGUUAUGCAAUCUCAGAACAGCUAUCAGACUAUGCAGAAUCAACCUGCAUUCUAUGAUAACUAUUAUUCACAGCAAGCCGUUCAUAAUGUUCAACCUUCGAACCCUGCUGAAUGUAAGUAGUGUUGUGGUUUUUUUUUUGGUUUUUUUUUGUUUUGUUUUAUAAAUCUAAGAAGCUGUGAGGCAUUUUUUUUUCUUCUUUAUUAAAUCUCUGGUGCGUAGACUAAAUUCUGUGCAAGUCGGUCCUGAAACUUUAAGAGCUGAGCUGUGAGCGAGUUCAUACACAAGCGGCACUGUUCCCUGCAUGGUUGCUUUGAGUUCAUGCAUGCACAGUGCUCUAAGAUAGGUUCAAAGCAGGGUGCUCCCAACAUAGCUUCUUCAGGUUCAACAGGUUGACUUCCAUGGAACGAGUUCUUCCUCAUGAAUUGGGAAGACUGGUAAAAUAUGGGUGCCAGCCCUGUAUUAGAAAAUUGUAAACAUCUGAAAGAUUUGCAGGGACAGCUUCUACAGCAUCAUAACCAGUACAACCUUGGUUGUGUUAACAGACUUUUUUGAAAUUACAUAACAUGUUCCAUAUUUACACCAGUAUCACGUGUCUUAUGCUGAAGAUAUGGGCAUCAUUCUGUUAGAAAUUGCUCUUCCUUAGAGUAACUAAAUCUCUCUAUUUGUUUUGUUUUUUUCCUCAAAUAAAAUCCAGUUAAGAAUGCAUGUACCAUGUAAAUGCUUGCACAAGGUUAGAUGAGCAAAUCUGGAGUGUCAUUGGUGCAUAAUUAUACACCACACAGUCUAUGGUGGUCAAAAAAAUGAAUUUGUGUAGGGCAGUGAACCUUGAGUGAAUAAUAAUUUGUGUUAUAAUCUUCCAAUGUAACUUUAUUUAUUUUUUCCCUUCCUUCUUCUUUCAGCAAUGCAUAAUGUUUUAUUUUCAAGAAUUGGAAAAAAUCUUGACAUGGGAGAAGCUAAUAUGAAUCCACUGCCAAGGUCUACAAGCAAGGAGGAAGGUAUGUGUCACUUAUUUGCAUCUCUAGACUUUUAACAUUUUCUUCAUGAAGGGAAUUUUGUUUUGUAACUGAACCUGUAGUAUGUUGUAAAGGUUUAUAAAUUAAGUGAGAUGCAAAGUACGUAAAGAAUUUGCUUUUAAAGGUUUUAUAUAUUAGGCGUUAAAUUUCCUAAGGGGAACAAGUAAGGAUUGGUUACCUUGGUUUUUAUUAUGCACUUUAUAGAUAAUGCAUUAAAAUGGGGAAAGAAAAUAGAAAGUAUAGUUGCUCUCCACCAAAAUUGUGCAUCAGCAAAGCUUAAAUAGAUAUUCUGCAGUUAGGGACAGACCCCUCUGUGAUCAGGAAAGUCUUCUCUAAUUAAGAACCUCUAAUUCUGAUCCGGGGUCUUAAUCUUAACUCAUAAACUCCUCUCCAGCAUGUGUUUUUGAGAAGUUGUUUAUCCGUUAGCUGCAGCUCCACAGAAUGAGUUUAGCUUCUCUGUACAUUGAUAGCAGCUACGCAGGGCACAAAAAAUCCCUGGUCACCAUUCGGACUAGGAAUUUUUUCCUGACGUCUGGGUGUUUGUCAGCCCGGUCAGUGGCUGUGGAAUCAGCAACCACACGGUGGAGGUGGACGGUGAGGUUGAUGUAAUCUUCCUCUGCUCCCUCGUGCACGCGGCAAUGAUGCCUGAAGACGGAAUACAACAUCACUCCGGUCCGGGCAUCAAUAAACAGCAUGCAAGAUAGCAGAGCAAGAAGAGUUUGAAAAUUUCAGCAGCCGCAAAGGUGGGGAGGCUAGGUGGACCAAAACUAAAAUAAAAAUGUUAUAAUUUGUAUAUAAGAAAAUGUGUGUGAAUGUAUCAGUAUCCAUGUGGUGUGUCUGUCUGUCAGCUUUAAAUCCUUUAAAAACCAUGGAUUCUUCUUAUUGAGGCUUCAAUAUCUUAUAGGGUAUUGUUUUUUGUGGUUUAGUGUUUUGAAGUUUUUUUGUGUUUUUUUUGUUUGUUUUGAUAAUCUGACUUUUUAUUUUUUUCAGAUGAUAUUGCAAACUGGUACACAAGCAGUGAGGAAGAAGAUGGGAGCGGUGUGUCUUCAAUCUUAAAAACAUUACGAAAUCAAGCAAAACUUGCAAGAAAUAAUUCAACUGAACAGCAAGUUAGUGCUCCACAAUUUGAUCCCAGACUAGCAAAAGAUAGGGUUACAGGAAUGCAAACUACUGAUCCCAGAAUAAAACCCCCUCAAACACAAAAUCUUAGGAGUCCUGGAGAAACCGUUAGCACUGAUCCAAGAGUUGUCCGUGACCCUAGAAAAAUUAAACCUGUUGAGAUCUCACCAUGUAGUAGUAGUAGUAGUGUGAGAUCUGAUACUCCUCUUGCACAACCUGCAGGAAAAGUAAAGCAGAAAGGAGUUGAUGACGAGGAAGAAGAUUUAGAAAGAGAACUGAGGGAGAAAGCUGUUCUAAUACCUUUAGAAAUGCCACCUGGCAUAAGUUUAAGAGACCCCCGAUGUAAACUUCGACAAUUUAGUCACAUUAAAAUGGAUAUUUUACUGGCCAAGCCAAACUUUGCAAAACUGAUUGUGUGGGCACCUGAAGAUUUAUUACCAGUACCGCCACCUAAACCAGAUCCGGUUUCAUCCAUCAACUUACCAUUGCCUCCACUUAUAGCCGACCAAAGGCUUAAUAAAUCAAGAAAUCUAGCAAGUGAAUUGCAUCACUCUGCUGUCGAUCCAAGAUUAGAACGGCAAGAUCCAAGACUAGAAACAAAAGUUAAGCAGGCAGGUGUCCCUGUUAGAAGUAGUUUUCCAGAACAAACAGAAUCACAUGUUAUCAGUAACAAACUGGGGGAUCCUCGGCUGCAAAAAAAUCUUAAUAUGAGGCUUCACAGAACAUCCAGCACAGAUAGCCAACCUGGUAUUCUGAAAGAUUCUGCUUCAGUGAAAGUAUAUACUCACGGGGCUGCUCGAUCAGGAACUGGUUUGUCACCACCACCUGUUCCAAUUAAAUCUGAACAUGAGUUCCCCAGCUUACCUCCUUAUGCCUCCAAACUGUCUUCUUCAAAUGUUCGAGUAGGAGCUCCAGUCUCCAUCCUGAAAAAUAUCAGUUUGUAUGAUCCAAGGGAUAAUACACCUAAUUUAGAUUCUGGUCCAGUCAGUGCAGGAGAAAAUGGCGAUUACCAGAAAACCACUGUACAUUCUGACAAGCCGUGCAAAAAUGAUGCUGAACAGAUAGACAAUUUGCAACAAUGUAAAGAUGUCGAAGUACCAUUGCAAUCAAACACCCAGAUUUCAGAGGAAAGUAAAGAAAAAGAAUCUGAUGAUGCAACUGAAAAAAUAGUUCCUGCACCGCCUGUCCUAUCACAAGCAGCCACCACACCAGCAGUUCAUAACCUGCCAAUUCAGGCUUUAACUGGACUCAUGCGAUCACAUUACAAUGAGCCAAGGCAAGUAAAAACAGGACAGACAAAUCAAGUGCAAGCUGACAAUGCAGACGUGGAGCCAGAAGACAAGUCCUUAAAAGAGGUCUUUAAGACAUUUGACCCCACAGCUUCACCGUUUUGUUAGCGUUGCUUAAGUAGCUUGGGUACAUUCGAUUUUUAUUUUUUAUUUUUUUCUUGCUAGUCUGGAGCAGGCUCACUUCUGUAUUUUUAUUAUUUAUUUGUAAAUUAUAAACAAACACCUGUAAGCUGCUACACCUCAUUUUGAAAUGCAUACAGAUGUAUGUUAUGCUGAUUGCAAAUCUGUGGUAUUUUACCAACCUUGUGUAUUUUGGUAGUUGUGUUAAAAAACAAGAUGUAGAUUACAUAAAGCACUUUCAUUGUACAUAGAACAUAAUGCGACAAUAGACAAGUGUGUGCUUGUAUUAUAUUUCAAUGUAUAUAUGUGUAUAUAUAGAUAUUGGUGUGUAUGUGUGUUUAUAUAUUAUUCUAAACUGUCUUUGUUCAUUAUCUUUAUUGAUAAAUGUUUACACAUUUGUAUGGCUAUAUGGUAUUAAGCAAUAUUGUGUAAAUUAUGGAUAAGAACAUCAAUAGCAAAUGCAGGAAGUAUGGGGAACUAACUUUAACAACAGAAGUGUAUAAUAAGCUAGCUUUAAGCUUGCAUUUCAGACAAAUCUAAUCUUUAAACGAUUAUUUACUAAAGUAUAGAUUUAAAGAGAAUUUACAAUUUUAAGGCUUGAUGGCCAAGCUGAAAAAUAUCUGAGAAUUUUUCCAGUUGCUUUAUUUUGACCUUAAAUUAAAAAUCAUUUUGCAUUCUCAUUUUCCAAAACAACACUUUAGUGUCAGUCACAUUUCAUUGCUGUUGAUAAAUGUAAUGUAUAAACAGAUCACAUUCAUGUAUUCUUGUAGUUUAAAUUAUGUUUUAAAUCAUUUUUAUCAAGCACUGUACAUAGAAUAAAGGCAUAGAACAGAACUCUAGAAUAUUAAUGUACAAUAAACAUGAAUUGUCCAAACAUUUUCUUUAACCUUUUCACGUCAAGGGUUAGUUGGAACCAUAAUUAUAUGGGCAGUCCUGAUAUCUUUAAGGGUCUAAUUAUCCUUCCCCGCCCCCCUACACACAGGAACACAGUUACUAGCUAGUACUGUAGUUUACUUGAUGGUGUCACUGUAUUGCAUGAUGAUUUUGUACUCCCCUAUUUUUUUUUGUUCAUGUAAUUUCAGUACAUGUAUUGUUUAUACCAUUUUAACUAAAUAUUUAAAAAAUACAAAAACAUUGCAGUUCUGUUUUUAGUACACAUGUACUAUAAUGCUAUGCUUUAGUGGUAUGAUUAUAUUGCGUAUCCUCUUCUUCCCAUUGUAUUAAGAAUCUAUUAAAUAUAAAAAAGAAUUAAAAUAGAUCCUACUUGAGUUGUGGGAAUAAUGGAUAUUUUUGAACAAUAUGGAAUGUGUAAAGAGGUGGGUAUGAAGCUGCAGGCUCACCAGUUAUAAUAAUUAUUAAAGGACCACUCUAGGCACCCAGACCACUUCAGCUUAAUGAAGUGGUCUGGGUGCCAGGUCCAGCUAGGAUUAACCCAUUUUUUAAAUAAACGAAACUGCUAUGUUUACAAACGGGUUAAUCCUUCCUCCAAUUCCUCUAGCGGCUGUCUCAUUGACAGCCGCUAGAGGCGCUUGCGUGAUUCUCACUGUGAAAAUCACAGUGAGAGCACGCAAGCGUCCAUAGGAAAGCAUUGUAAAUGCUUUCCCAUGCGACCGGCUGAAUGCGCGCGCAGCUCUUGCCGCGCAUGUGCAUUCAGCCGAAUGGGAGGAACAGAGGAGGAGAGCUCCCCGCCAGGCGCUGGAAAAGGGUACGUUUUUACCCCUUUCCUCUCCCCAGAGCCGGGCGGGUGGGGGCACCCUCAGGGCACUGUAGUGCCAGGAAAACAAGUAUGUUUUCCUGGCACUACAGUGGUCCUUUAAGCUGGCCUGCAAAGCAUAUUUAAAAUGGAUACUCUGGGCACCAAUACAUCUUUAAUGCAUCUGAUUUGGUCUCACUAAUAUGCUGUAUUUUUUUGCAUGUUCAAAUUGUUAUAGUUUUUGCACACAAAAAAGUAAUGGUUUUUCAGAAUGUGGCAACAUAAUCCUGCCUCCUUAGCCACACCCUUCCUUAGUCUUCCUUAUGAAAUAUAUGUACAUAAAUCUGUCACUAACAGCACUGAACAAUCUGCAUUGCAAAACAAAAGCAUUAGGAGAGUAGUUUUUAAUAAUAUUCACUCCAACCCAGACCUAAACAAAUGUUAAAGGGACACUAUACUCACCAGAACUACAGCUUAAUGUAGUUGUUCUGGUGAGUAUAAUAGUUCCCUUCAGGCUUUUUUUCAUGAAAACACUACCUUUUCAGAGAAAAUGCAGUGUUUACAUUGCUUCUAGGGACACCUCCAAGUGGCCACCCCUUAGAUGGCCACUGGUGGGGCUUCCUGGGUCAAUGCUGCUGAAAAAGCAGCCCUGACGUUCAGCAUCCCCACGCUCUGCAUGGAGACGCUGAAUUUUCUUCAAAGAGAUGCAUUGAUUCAAUGCAUCUCUAUGAGGAGGUCCUGACUGGAAAAAUGGCAUUUGGUCCCACCCUAUGCCGAUUUUCGCCAAUCCAAUGAUUUCCCAUUGGAUUGACUAAAAAUCGGUUGUUUUGAUUUCACAAAGGGGGCGGAGCCAGUGCCUGUGGACCCACACGGCGCUGGAAAUAAGGUGAGUUUUAAACUUUUAUAGCGGGGCUAAGGAAGGGCAAGGCACCUAAAUUGUGGGUUAAACACUUUAGGGUCAGGAAUACAUGUUUGUGUUCCUGACCCUACAGUGUUCUUUUAACCCCAUGUCUUUUUAAUAGGGUCAUUUACUAAAGUAAGAAUUCAAAGUGAAUUUCACAAUUUAAUGCCAGAGUAACCAAACUGAAAGCAUAGUUAAUCUAGAGAAUUUUUCCAGUUUGGUUACUUAAGCUUAAAUUUAAAAUUCACUCUGAAUUCCUAACAAUUCUCCCUUUAGUGAAUAACUCUAUAAUAUAUCACUAAAUGACUUGUCUAAAUCACGGUUUACAGGCUGUUCCUACUUUUGCAGUUACCUAUAACUGACAACUGUGUACGAUCUGAUCAAUGCCUUUUGUUUUGUUUAAUAUUGUGCUAGAGUACUGCCUUUCUAUAAAUUGAGCAAAAUCUUCUCUGGACUAUGGAAACUAGUCUACUUUGCCAAACAAUCUUUGCGGUGAAAAUACAUCUCAGUAUCUAAGUCUGAUGUGUAGUAUUGGUAUCAUUUUAAAUGGACACACCAAAAAUACUGCAUUUUAACAUGUCUAUUACAUGUAUCCAUAUUUAAGUCGAUUGUCGGGCCUUUAAGAACCAGCUAAUGGUUUUCACACUGUAAAAUACUACUCUCCGAAUCGUCCCAUAAUACCAGAUCUGGUGUCAAUCUAUAAUACACACAAGAAAAAGAUCACACCACGCUGAGCUUUGUGAGAGAGGGAGACUCCCACACCAAAAUAUUCGUUUCUGCUUGUUUUCAUUUCACACCUUGCAUUGGCAUUCAUCAAAGUUGUGCUUUUGUUUUGUUUUUUUAAUCCUAGUCCCUAAAUUGCAGUGAAAGUCUUUGGAAGUCAAACUUCUAACACUUUUUGCUUGAUUGUCGAUAACACAUGUUUGUUAAAUAGAAUAUCACAUUGAAUUUAAAGUGGUUAAAUGUAAUGCAAAAUAUUGUGGCUUCCUUAAACUUGGUGCUUUAUGGACCACGUGAAGGAUAAAGUCCUACAUGUUUAAAUAUUUUAAAUUUUUUAAAUGAAUACUGGACAUGCUUUCAAGUAAAUACAGUUUCAAGGCAAGUUUCUUGCAUUUUAUUGAAGGAGACAUGUAAGGAAAGUGCCAAGUAGUCGUUAAUGCUAGGCAAAUGUUAUGAAAAACAUUAACACUAUAAAAGAAAAGAUUACUACAUAGUCAGGUAGCAUGGAUUGUUGUAUGUAAAACAAUGAGUGGAAUCUGUGUUUCCUAAAGCUGCAUACAUAUGUAAAAUUAAAGUUCACAUAUUGAAGCUUGAAAACUCUUUACUUCUUUCACCCAGUUUCUUUCGUAAAUAAGAACAGAAAACCGCAACAUCUGCCUCUUCUUUAUUACAUGCUGG
Pelobates cultripes (western spadefoot toad) is the source of this 43999-nucleotide messenger RNA. Lineage: Eukaryota; Metazoa; Chordata; Amphibia; Anura; Pelobatidae. The record is from the annotation of a GenBank genome assembly.